UAUGGAAUAAAAGGAAAAUUAAUAAAAUCCUCAACAGAAAAAAUAAAAAUGGCGGUUACAUUUCAUUUAAUUCAAUUUUCUCUGAUACCAAACACGGCCUUCUUUUCCCUUUCUUCUUAAGACGCUCUUAAACUAUUUUACAAAUGAAGCUGAUGACGGACGGAAACGCCAUUUCUUCCGCCGUCAAGCUUGAUUGUUUUAAAUGACGAAACCAUUCUCCCCUUUCCUUUUCGCCGUUAGUUUCUUCACCGUUAUCUCCUUCCCGCCGUUAACCCAUGCUCUGGGUUCUGGUUCAACGUUCGCCGUCGCUUACGCCACCGCCACCGUAUGCGCCAUCGUAGCAGCCCAACCAUCUCAGCGCAUUGUCUGUUACCGCGCCGGCAACGCUUCCUCGUUUGCGGUUUCCGUCCUCCCUAACAUCUCUUACUCCACCGUCGCUGGUGGCCGAACGAUCAUUUGCGCCGUCCGUUCCAAUGGUAACAGCCUCCUGUGCUGGGAAACAAACGACCCAACAUUUCCAGUUAAACGCUUGUACUACAACGAUACCUUUUUGCUAAAAUCCCUCGCAAUCGGCGACGGAAAGAUUUGCGCAACGUCGACGAAUGCGACGUCAUCUGUAUCUUGCUGGAGACCCAUCGGAAAUAAUGGAAAUAACAAGGAUGAGUUACCCAAUGCUAAUUACACCAUGGGUAAAAUCACAUCCGGGUUUGGGUUUUCAUGUGGGAUCGUUUUGAGUGAAAACAACAGGGUUUCUUGUUGGGGAAGUAACUCAAUAGGCAAAACCAUUGAAGAACAAUUUGGGAACAUGUCAAUUUCAAAUAUCGAAGCUGGGUUUUCCCAUGUUUGUGGAGUGAACUCAGUUGGUGAUUUGCUUUGUAAAGGAGAUAACUCAAAUGGCCAAUUAAAUGUUCCUUUAAACAAAGGUUUAACUUUUGUUUCUGGGUUAGCUCUUGGUGAUGGUUUUAGUUGUGCAAUAAGGAGAUCAAAUGGUACAGUUGUGUGUUGGGGUUCCAUGAAUGAAUCCGCCAUUGAAGGUAUCGAGAUGGAAUCCGUUGUUGCAGGUUUAAAUUUUACUUGUGGAUUAACCACUAGGGAUUUCUCCAUUGUUUGUUGGGGUCCUGGAUGGCCUUUAAGCAAUGGGUCAGCUUCAAAUUCUUCUCUAAUGGAGUUGCCUUUUGGAGCUGAGAUUUUACCAGGGCCUUGUCUUCAAUCUUCUUGUAAUGAGUGUGGAUUAUAUCCUCAAUCAAGCAGGCUUUGUUUUGGCAAUGGUAACAUUUGUAAACCUUCACCCUGUUUCAAUUUCACCACUCCAUCACCGCCAUUACCGGCGUCACCUCCACUUCCAGUGGUUACGACGCAGUCCUCUACGUUGAGGAGAGGGUUAUUGGCUUUUGUCAUAGUUGGAUCAGUAGGAGGUUUUAUGGGGAUUUGUAGUAUUAUUUACUGUUUAUGGACUGGUGUUUGUUGUGGUAGAAAGAAAGUACAUAACUCUGUUCAACCAAGAAUCACAAGAGUUGGUUCUAAUGGUGGUCCAGGAUCAAACAACAGUUCUUUAUCCAGGUCAUUUACUAUUAGACGCCAUAGCUCAAGAGCAAUGAAACGUCAAAGAAGUGGAACAUCAUCCAAACAUGCUGAUAGAGCUGAAGAAUUCACCUUAUCUGAACUUGCUGCUGCCACAAAUGAUUUCUCACCCGAAAACAAGAUCGGUGCUGGGAGUUUCGGUAUCGUUUACAAAGGUAAGUUAUGGGAUGGUCGCGAGGUAGCCAUUAAACGAGGCGAAACAGGUCAAAAAACCAAGAAAUUCCAAGAGAAAGAGACUGCAUUUGAAUCAGAAUUGGCAUUUUUAUCAAGGCUUCAUCAUAAACAUUUGGUUAGGCUUGUUGGGUAUUGUGAUGAAAAAGAUGAAAGGCUUUUGGUUUAUGAAUACAUGAAGAAUGGUGCUGUUCAUGAUCAUUUACAUGAUAAGAACAAUGUUGUGAAAACUAGUAGUUUGAUCAAUUCUUGGAAAAUGAGGAUCAAAAUCGCUUUGGAUGCAGCUCGAGGGAUCGAAUAUCUUCACAACUAUGCAGUUCCACCUAUAAUCCAUAGAGAUAUAAAGUCAUCCAACAUCUUACUUGAUAUGAAUUGGACAGCAAGAGUUUCAGAUUUCGGACUUUCACUCAUGGAUCCAGAAUCUGACCACAAUUACAAGCCGACGAAGGCCGUCGGAACAGUCGGUUACAUAGACCCCGAGUACUAUGGCUUAAAUGUAUUAACAACAAAGAGCGAUGUUUAUGGACUUGGAGUUGUAAUGCUAGAACUACUUACAGGAAAGAGAGCUAUAUUCAAGAAUGAUGACAAUGGUGGUACCCCAAUAAGCUUAGUGGAUUAUGCAGUGCCUGCAAUUAUGGCAGGUGAAUUGGUUAAGGUUUUGGACCAAAGGGUUGGACCACCAGAGCUUAAUGAAACUGAAGCAGUGGAACUAAUGGCAUAUACUGCAAUGCAUUGUGUGAAUUCUGAAGGUAAAGAAAGACCUAUAAUUGGUGACAUUGUUUCUAAUUUGGAAAGGGCAUUCAAUGUCUGUGAUGGUAGCCAUGGCAGUAUCUCUAGUGGUGCAUUUUCAUUUGUUUCAGAUUGAAAUUUUUUCCUCCUUUUUUUGUUUUUCCAUCAAUGAUUUAUCUAGAUACACAUCAUUUUGUAGUGUAAAGAUUUUUCAUUUUUUUAGGGAUUUUGUGAACAUUGAAAGCAAAGGAUAAGAGAUUAGAUGGUUUAA
This is a messenger RNA of Gossypium arboreum, 2752 nucleotides long. Its product is annotated as putative serine/threonine-protein kinase-like protein CCR3. Gene Ontology annotation, biological process: protein phosphorylation. Gene Ontology annotation, molecular function: ATP binding; protein serine/threonine kinase activity. The transcript has a single exon. The coding region runs from base 203 to 2617 and encodes 804 amino acids. The record is from RefSeq and is a predicted model, not a curated record. NCBI's taxonomy places the organism in Eukaryota, Viridiplantae, Streptophyta, Magnoliopsida, Malvales, Malvaceae.